Messenger RNA from Strigops habroptila (Kakapo), 8192 nucleotides. RefSeq names its product melanocortin 2 receptor accessory protein 2 (gene MRAP2). Gene Ontology annotation, biological process: protein localization to plasma membrane; regulation of adenylate cyclase-activating G protein-coupled receptor signaling pathway. Bases 3722 to 4342 code for a protein of 206 amino acids. Gene Ontology annotation, molecular function: signaling receptor regulator activity; type 3 melanocortin receptor binding; type 5 melanocortin receptor binding. The record is from RefSeq and is a predicted model, not a curated record. The transcript is spliced from 5 exons. Gene Ontology annotation, cellular component: plasma membrane; endoplasmic reticulum. NCBI's taxonomy places the organism in Eukaryota, Metazoa, Chordata, Aves, Psittaciformes, Psittacidae.
UCCCCCUCAGCGCUGACUCGUCCCGGCGGGGGGGAGCGGUCCUGGGAGGCUGCGCCUUUCUCCCGGGACGAAGCGGCGCUUCGAGGGUGGCACCUGGACGCGCCCGGUGCGGGUGGGAAGACUGGAUAUUCCCCUGAAAAGACUACAAGUUUGAUCUCGAAUCCUGCCCAUCUAAGAUCUUGGGAAUUAGCAAGCAGUGAGGAUCAUUUGGUUAAGUAUUUCCUGCAGACUUCUCUCAUCAGUGCUUGGGAGUAGCACAGAUUAUACAAAGUAACAGCCAUGUGGCAGGGUUGUAGAAAGAUGGCUUCUGUGUUACCUUUCAGCUGACGCAGUGCGGAGUAAAUAAGUUUGUGUUUGGUUUUUUCAUCGACUUAUUUUCCUCUGAUUUCAACUUUUAGUUCUUGAGGUGGAGUAAAAAGGAAUGUGGUGUUAGCUGCUUCCCUUUCCCUCUAUGCAGAAUGUUGUUUUAAUGGGGACUUAGGGUAUAUGGGAAUAGCCUGAGUUGUUAACUUCUCAUAGCUAACAACUUCUGAGUUAAUUGUACUGCCUGGCUGAUGGAGCUGAUGCAUCAAGGUGUAGUGCUAAGCCUUAUCAGGCUAGAACUUCUCACAGUUUGGAAUGCUACUCCUUUUUUCCUGCCUGCCUUUUGGGAUCUUCACAGUUUGCAAGGGGCCAGCAGUUUGUUUAUUUAUUCAGUGAAGAGUGCUUAGACUCUCUGUCAGUAAGCAGAAUGGAAGUAUGUGGAAAAUAAAUGUAGUUUUGAAUGAAAAUUUACCAAGCUUCAGAAAUGAACAGUACAUUGACCGGUCUGCUUGGAUUUAUUCUUGUGCGUGCAGGUCUAGUUCGGAGGUAGCUGUUCCUGUUACAUACAACACCAGUUUCAGAUGUACACAAAGCCAGAUUUGCCUUUGUGGCCCCAGUGGGGGGUAAACCAUGAAGUUGUACUUCAGAUACUGUGUGUGUUCAGUUAUACCUUUACGUUCACUUAUUUUGAAAGGUAAGUCGCUCUGAGCUUUGCGCAGUGUGCCAGUGAUGUCCAGAUUGAAGCAAAAAGUCUGACUGCAGCAGCAUUUGACUGCUGCAGUUCAAAGAUGUGGAGUUCAUGCAAAUAUAGCCCAACUGUCAAACUAGCUUGCUCAAGUACCACUGGCUGGCAAGCUGUGGUCUUACAAACUUCCACACAGUUACAAAUGAGUUCUCAUGAAGGUGUAAUUCAACUCCAGGAGUUGCAGUUGGGUCUCUAUGGGGAGUGUCUGGGGACCUGUUGACAUCCUUUAUCUGUGAAGAGUCACCCAGUGUUCCAGGAGGCAGCCAUGAGCACUUGCCCUUUUUUCCGGGAGACUGACCUGCCUGAAUCUCCUGGUUGGCAGUACUGAACACAAACCUGCUUUGGCGUUUCUUGAGAGAUCAAAGUGAAGCUUUUUGUUGCUGAUUUACUUGCUCCUAAAAUAAAUGAGCCAGUGAGCAAAAACUCUCUGAAUCCAUAUAUGUUAAAGUCAACAGAGGGGCUUUCAUGUUUGCCUUACCUCCCGUGUCCCCUCGCAAAAGCCCUCAGCAAGGUCAAUUGGGGGAGCUCUCUAUUAUGCCUCAGAGCUGUGGGAUGAAUCACUGCUGUCCAUUUCUGGCAGAAAGAGUGCUUGAGUGCAUCUUGUGGGCGAAUUCCUUCCCUGAAGCCCUUAACUGGCACCUGCAGUCCCUCCAUGACCUGGUGCAGUCUGGCAAAUGUACCAGACAGGUUGUUAUAGUCUCGGCUCACCCUGCUUUGCACUUCCUCAGGGGAUGCAAGGUCUUAAUGUUCGCUACUUUUGCUGUGCUGGUCCUUGUUGCACCAUGCUAAGCUUAUAAAGUAGAAUAAAAAGCUUGUUUUAACGUAUUUCAGGCUGAGGUUUUGGAGGCAUUUGGACACACAGAGCUUACAAGUCAGUUGUAAGCUACUUUGGGACAAUGCUUACCCAUAGCUGUACUGGAUGAUUUAGAGGCGUAUUUUAUAUGUCCCACAAAGCCUGAGGCACAGGUUAGUCUGGGAGCUGGUGUCCUAGGUUUCAGUUAGCACCUUUCCCUCUGAUAGUAGCUGUCUACAGUAAAAGAAAGUCUAGAAAUGCUUAUACUGCCCAUGGUGAAACACUGGAGCUUCUAGUCCUAAGACGAAGUGAGGACAAAUUCUUCGUGUCCUAGAAGUGGCUAUUGUCCCCAUAAAUCAUAAAUGGACACUAGUGGCUGAAUUGGGAGAGAGACCUACAUGUGGCCCAAUUAGUCCCUUCUGCCUGCACUUGAGGUGGAAGAAGAAACAUUUUUCAGACUGUUCAUACACCCUGUUCUGAAGUUUUCUGCCUGCAAAUUCCUGUUCAGCUCUUUUUAUAACACUAAGAGUGAGGAGGUGACGGUGAACAUCAGUUAUAUAAUACAAGAAAUAUUUGAAUAAAAGACUUCUCUGGAAGGCUAUAAAAGAGAAAAACAGCCCUUAAACAGGAAUAUGCUAAUACAGUUUGUCAAGAAGCACGUCAUCAACAAAACAUUGAGGAGAAGAGCAAAAAGAUGGUGGAAACCCCAUGCAGCAGAGUGUAGUCUCAGGGCACAGUCACAAAAUGAAACCAAAAAUCUUGUAAGAGAUAAUUGACAGAGCUGAAAUGGGAGUCAACUACGACAGGAAUCUUAGGUUUUAAACUGUGCCAUUUGCUUCUCCUGGAGGCAGCAGUUACUUCAGUUGAUUAAAACUAAGACAAACUGAAGCCUAAUUAUAUAUUGUCUUUGAUUCCAGGAAAUAAGAAGGUUUUCUAGGCACUGGGAAGGCAAAGGAAGAACUUUACUGUUAACACAGGCACUUAAAGUUAGACAUACCUCUUUCUGUUGUGGUCUUAAAAGGUUGGAAGCAACGGAUGGGAAACAGCCAUGAACUGGUUUGUCCAUUACAGCCAUGCUUUUUCUUCCUCCUCUCUGCUUCAGGCUAUUUAUUCUUGCCGGGAGCUUUCUGAGUUGCAGAAAGAACUUUUUUACAAAUCUGAAAUGCUGUUCAUACUCCCUGGGUGAAUUUGUGAUCCUCAUUUGUGCCUGAUUCUCGUUCUUUAUGUGUGGCCCUCUUAGUGCUUUAGUUGCACAGCUUUAGUUAAUCUGAUUAUCCUUAGGAAGGACUGAAGUUUCCCUUAUUUUCAGAGACAUGGCAAUUUAGGGCUCUUCUUUUCAAGAAAUUUUAUCUGUAUUUGACUUGUUCUGUGAAGUUUCAUUGUUCACAGAACAACUAAUUGCAGUAUUUCUAUGAACUGCAUGAAGUCUUCACCCUGCUGGGUUUUAAUUAAAUGCAAAAUUACCCAAAGCUCAAUUUGCUUUUAUAAGAAGUAUUUUGUUAUAUGUUUCAAGUUGGGUGUCCUGACUCCAGCUGCUGCCACCGACGCUUUGUGCAGAGAUGUGCAUUCUUUUGGUGUGCAUAAAACUGUCUAAUGCUUUGAAAAAAUUACUUUGCAAAAUGCAAAUCCCUAGUGCAGGGUUGUGUUAAUGACAGAAGUAUCUAUCAAGGCAGUUUAAUGAUGCUUGAUGUUGCAUUGCAGUUUUUGUUAAUCUGUGGGGAAAAUCACUCCUGUUUUGUUUUCCUUGCGUAGUGGCGUAUUGAAGCUGAUAAUUUGCAGAGAGAAAUUUAGGUUGGAAGGGACCUCUGGUGGUCAUCUGGUCCAAACUCCUGCUCAAAGCAUGUUCAACUAGAUCAGGUAUAUGCUUAUUGAGGUGCAAGAUGUCUGCCCUGAGGUUGAUUUCUAACAGAACCUCCCAGCAGGCCUUGUCUAACUCUGAUUACACCUGGGACUAUGAGUACUACGAGUACGGACCAGUGUCGUUUGAAGGCCUGAAAGCUCAUAAAUAUUCCAUUGUGAUUGGAUUUUGGGUUGGUCUUGCGGUUUUUGUCAUCUUCAUGUUUUUUGUCCUGACCCUGCUGACGAAGACAGGAGCACCACAUCAAGACAAUGCAGAACCUUCUGGAAAAAGAUUUCGCAUGAACAGCUUUGUGGCAGAUUUUGGAAGGCCUCUGGAGUCGGAGAGGGUCUUUUCUCGUCAAAUAGCUGAAGAAUCCCAGUCACUUUUCCAUUUCUGUAUUAAUGAAGUGGAACAUUUGGACAAAGCAAAACAAAAUCAGAAAGGUCCAGGUUUGGAGAGUAAUACCCACUUCCAGGAAGCUCCUAAGAGCAGUGGUAUGUUUGAGGAAGACCUACAUUGUCUUACAAAAUUUAACAUUCCUAACUUUGUGAAUGCUGAGCAGAACUCUUCACUAGGUGAGGAUGAUCUCCUCAUCUCAGAGCCACCAAUCAUUUCAGACAGCAGAUCAGUCAUGCAAUCAUCCCAUCGGAUCCUUGACUGAAAAGCCUUUUACUUUAAGGUAAACAUUCCCGUUACUCUCCAGUUUGAAGCCUUUCAUGGACUUUUGGUAUUUUGAUAGAAGGUAUUUCAGAUCUGUGCUUUUUAUUGUAUGGCUGUGCUGACAGAACUCAGUUUAGGUAAGAAGUAAAACACAGAAAACUUUAUUCAGAUGCCUUCUGUGGACUGAACCUUUUGGCAAGAAUGGUUUGGGUUGAAAGAGACCCUUCAAGAUCAUCUGGUUCCAGUGGGUAGGGAUACCUUCCACUAGACCAACUUAUGUAAGGCUUCAUCCAACCUGGCCUUGAGUACUUCCAGGGAUGGGGCACCCACAGCUUCUCUGGGCAACCUGUUCCAGUGCCUCACCAACCUCACAGUAAAGAAUUUCUUCCUAAUAUCUAAUCGAAAUCUAUCUUCUUCUAGUUUAAAGCCAAUCCCACUUGUCCUGUCACUACAUGCCCCUAUGUCCAAGGGUAUUCUGAAGGAUACCAUCAUGAUUCGCAGGGAGUGUAAAGGCUGUAGCCUGGCACUGGGAGGUGUAUGAAAACUGCUCAUCCAAGAAAAGUGUAACCUCGAAUUAAAACUGAAGCCAGGAAUAAGUAGGUGGUCCCUGGGGAAGUUCUGCAGCUUCUGUCACUCCCCAAAAGGACACCUGAAACUGAGCAGCACAGCGGGUAUCUGCUUGGAAUUAACUUCAAUUUCUGAUUCCUAACUGCUUCUCGGUACAGGUUAAACCCAACAAAGCUUCCAGAGGGAAUACCUGGCAUAUUAAAUCGUUCACAGUGUUUACAAAUUGUUCACAGUGUUAAAUGCUAUCACCACCCACUGCUGAGCAAAAGCAAAUUGGUACUAUAAUUAUAGUACUUCAGAGGGACAUUCUGGCAGUUGCCCAGUGAUAACCUGGAAUCAGUAUCCUACACACAAACUGUAAUUUGAAAUUUUAUUUUUUUUUUUUUUUUAAUUGCUGAUGUGAACUUCCAGUUUGGUAAGUGCAGGAUUCAGUAGCUAAAUCACAGGAAAUCAGAUAAUAACUAUUCCUCUUCUGCAAAUAGAGUUGCUGUAUGCAAAUAAAUGGCAGUGGUGUAUUAAGUUGGUGUUAUGCUUUGCUUAUAGGCUGAACCUUCCUGUGCUUUUCAGCUCCAUCAAUGGCCCUUUCUUGACUAGUGGACCAGUGAAGGGCUAGCAGGUGUGAAGUUGUGGAGAGGAUCACCUCCAAAAGCAUGGCUGAGCCGCACCUGCUGCAUCUUUUUCUCGUACUCAGUUGGGAUGGUGUUGCAAUCACAGCUUUUCUCCCAGGGAAAGGUUUGUUAAGGAACUGAAUAGGUGUAAUUUCAACCUUUAUUUUUUUAGAGAAGUAAUAAGGUUCUGAACCUUAGCCAGAACUUACAUUACAUUUAGCUUUCUUUAAAAAAUUGUAACUAAUGGCCAAAUGGUUUUAGAGCAAGCACAUAGGAUGCUGAGGAAUCAGGUUUAAAUGCUCUGCUGGAUUUGGAGUAAGAGUGCUCUGCAGGAAGUUAUUAACCAAAAUGAAACUAGUGGAUCCAAGAUACUGUGCCUAACUGGGUUUUCUUGAAACUAACUUGCUUUGUGUACAACAUGUUUGAGUGAAAAUGCAGGAAUGGCCUGCUGGUAUGUUCUUCAGACACUUAAAUGCUUUCAUUCAUUAAGCAUUCAUUUCAUAAAAUUAUUUCAUUCUUUCUUCACCUGACAAAGAGAAUAAACAGGGAAUGGCUUGUGCAUUCAAGGAAUACGAAGACUGGGGAAACCUCUUUGGUUUUUUAUCAUCUCCUGUGCCCUUAUAAACCACUUACACCUAAAUUUCCUAUUUUCAAAUGUCAUUCUUGUACUACUUCUUAGUGUUUAAAGUAAUGGGAUUAUACUCUAAGCAAAGCAGAGACUGUUUGUUUAAAACAAACAGAUUACUGUUGAAAGUAGUUCCCAAGAGGAGACUGAAGUGAACCCUGUUACGAAUGAGCAUAGCUGCAUGGGUUACAAUCUUCAGCUGCAGAAAAGGCCUCCUUUUACAGUAAGUACUUUACCACAAGUAUGAAGGCUGUAGCUGUGAAAGUUCCUUUUCUCUUCCCAAAUUAAGAAAUUGCUUGCUGUUCCCAGUCGGCUAACCUAAGAUUUUCUUCUUAAAAUCAUUGUGGCUUUUGUUUGGGUGCAUAACUGCUACUUUGGGAGAAAGAAGUUUUCAUGUGAAGGGAUGCUGGUGACAGUUAACACCCAGAUAAAAGGUAUUUAUAAAAAUGAUCAAAGGAUAAGGCCAACUUAACUUACCACACAUUUGAAUUGUAUUCUCAGUGUUGUCACUGAAACCUGGGAAAUAACCCCUCUAACCAGAAUGACAGGUUAGAAAGCCGACAUUGCUUUGUUGUGGUACUGGGUGCAUGCGGGAUCACUCUGCCUAUCACGCACCCCAAGAAGAGACAGUUUACAGCUUAUUUAUCUUCAUUAUAUAUGUAUUCAUCAUAAUUCUGUGACAUGCCCGCCCAAUUCUUGUUACUCAUGCACAUGGUAAUUUGGGCAGAUCAGGCUGCAGCGCAGGAGCUGUGACUUCGAGGAGUGGUCUCUGGGGGUUGUGGUGGUCCUCUGGGGAGAAAUACCUCUCCUCAUUUAUCCUUUUAUGGAAAUCUGUUAGUUAAGGACAUCAGAAUGCAUGUUUAGUCUUGCUAAUUAACUACAUGUUCUUGUUUGGUCUAACUUGCAACCCUGAGAGGCUCCUCGAGUUGUUUUCUUUUGCUGCUGUUUACCUAUGUCUCAGGCCUUAUCAUCAGAAGGAAGGCCUGCAUUGGUUUGAGAGAAGACAUCUGGUCCUCCUGUUGCAUGCCUUCCUUUAUCUUGAGAAUCCUUGUAGCCUUGUUCAUGUCUAAGUCUAUAUACAGUGGAAUACUGAUUUAAGAAUCCUUGUACCCCUGUCUAUUUCUAACUCUCUAUAUACAGUUAACUAUAUAAUAGUUUAAUUUGGUAUCUGUGUCCUUCUAAAGCAUGCAUUAAUCCUCUACAGGUAUUUAAGUCUUUGGUUCCUGCUUCCGUUCUUCCACUUUUUCCAUCUAUCUCCCUUCUAUCUCUAAAGUCCUUCACAGUGCUUUUUACAGAAAAAUAACCUGGUAGUCCACUGCACAGCUCCCACAUGACUUCAGAAGCACUGUGGCAGCAACACAGUCUGAUUCACAUUUUUUGCUCUGCCUCUGCAUUAGAGCAGAGUCAAAGGUAAAUGCAGAAACUUUCUGCAGUCUUCAAAAGCAGUUAUUUUAAAGCUCAUUCUUUCUUUUUCCUUUUAGAACUAACAGACAUGAUGUUUUGCCCCAGGGGCUAAGGGGAGUGUAAUAACCAACUUUGUGUAACAUGUUAAAGUUACCUUUUCCCACAAAACCACCAUGAGUUGGUUCACCAUGAAGUGAAUAGAAAGUGUUUUGAUCAGGGUAAUCCUUCAAAAGGAGUGCUUGGAAUUUAAUGGUGUUUGCAAAUGGAAUUAUUGCAAGUUCUCCUACUGCUUGGGCUGUCUGUUUCAGAGCCUCUUCUGAAAACCCACUGUAAAUGCAUCUCCUGUGGUAGAUUUAACUUCACAGGGAGUUCUCCUAAGAUAAUUACAUGUUUGUGUAAAAAUGUAUUGUAUUCUGUAAGAACCUACUAGGUCAAGUUAUGUAUUCCAGUUUUCAAAGUUAAAUAUUUGUGAAAUGUUCUUCUGUGUAAACAAGGUUUGGUUCUGUACCUUUAAAACAAACAACCAACCCAACCUACAAUGUAAAAUCAGAAGCUGCCAGCUCAAUAGAGAAGGGAAAGGUAAAACCCUGCACUUUACUACAAUCUAAUGAUAUACAGUCUCUGAAACUAAAAGGUGAAGUAAAUGA